Molecule: messenger RNA, 1596 nt
Organism: Prunus avium (sweet cherry)
Lineage: Eukaryota; Viridiplantae; Streptophyta; Magnoliopsida; Rosales; Rosaceae
Source: RefSeq, a predicted model, not a curated record
AUGGCUCCUCCUGCUGCUACUCCUACAAUUCCAACUUCAACAACUCUUGUUGUCGGUCCUCCUCAACUGCUCACAAGAAGGUUAAUGUCUUCUGACUCUAACCUUGACAUGCCCGAGGCCGACAAGAUCUCCACCUCCCCUAUGUCGUUCUCCUCAUGGUAUUCCUUCGGUGAUCCCUGCCUUGAUCUGUUUUUUCAUGUGAAAAGUCGAGAUCAAGAUCACAUCAGUAACGACGAUGAAGACGACGACAUCAAGCAGGAGAGGCAGAAACAGACCUCCCAUUAUAACCAUUAUAAACUUAACUAUCUGAAGCAACUGCUGCCGGUGGCCUGCCUUCUAGAACAAGGCCAAGACGCUACUGCAGAGGAGAGGCCCCACCGCGACCCUGACUAUAAGUUGUUACACGACCAGGUUAUGGAUCUCUUGGCGGAGCGGUGGAAGUCUGAUAUUGAAAAAUUUAGGCAGCACAAGCUGGAACUAAAGUCAUUCCUAGAGUGGGACCAACUUGAUGAGGCUGAUCAUCUUUUGGUAUCCGGGACUGCAGCGGUUUGCAGCCUCCCCGACCCCCACACCAGCUCCAUUUUGCUUCCUGAAAGCAUUGCGAGGAGGCUUUUCCCACCAGAAUCGGAUCAAUCCAAAGAGUGGGAACGGCUAACCGACGCUUUGGAGCCCUUUUUGAAUUACUACAUGCAUCAAGCCUUACAUCGGAACCGCACACGAGAGCGCUCUGAGGUUAAAAAAUGUUUGGAGGAGGUGAAAGCAGCAGCUGCAGCAGGAGGCAAUUUAGGAGGUGGCAUAAUAAAGCCGGAUGCUUUGCUUCCAAAUGAGAUCAUAAAAUAUGCAGAAGAUGAGGAUUUCUGGGAAGCGGCUAACCUUCAGUGGAAGGCAAUGGUGGAGGACAUGUACCUAAAGCAGCAGCAAAAGCAGGGGGAAGAAGGUUUGGGCAAAUUUAAAAACUGUUUGGCAGUGUGUAACAUCACCGAUCACACGGCCAAAUUACAAAGAGAAUUGGAGGUGAGUUUGGGACUUUUGGUUUCGGAACUGAAUGAAGAUCCGGCAUGGAAAGGAAAGGUAAUCAGUUUCGGUGAUUUGCCCGAUGGUCAGCCUCAGCCGCUGCUGCAUUCGAUACAAGGCAAUGAUCUAAAGUCCAAGUGCGAGUUUAUGAUGAGGACAUGUCGCAUGAAGUCCAACAAGAGUGUCGAUUAUCGGAAGGUGUGUGAUCUGAUUCUGGAAGUGGUUGAGAAUGAGAACUUGAAGGCAGAGCAGAUGAUCAAGAAAGUGUUUGUGCUCACCGACUGCAUAGGAUUCUUUAACUGCACCUCGAAGACUCUGUAUGAAGCAAAACAGAGCAAGCUUGAGGAGCUUGAGGCUUCCGGAUAUGAUGCGAGGCCAUUGCCACACAUUUUGCUUUGGGAUAUUAGUGACUGGAAGUAUCCUCAUUCAGAAGAACAUCAUCCAGGGGUGACGAUGAUGAGUGGCGUCAACAACAAUUUGAUCAAGUCCUUCAUGGACAAUGGUGGGGAAAUUGGCCCGCGACAGGUCAUGGAAGCAGCCAUCGCUGACAAAGAGUUUCAAAUUUUCUCUGUCGUCGACUGA